AUGGAGAACACGCCAGCCGCCGCCGCGCCCACACCCGCCGCGCCCGGGUCCGCGCCCUCGCCGGAGGUCGCGACCGCACCAAUAUCUGAGCCCGCCGCCGCAGUCGCCACCGAGUCCCCGGCGCCACAGGAAGACCCGAAGCCGACGUCCACGUCGACGGAGCCGUCGUCGUCCUCGGCGGCCGCAGCAGCAACAGCAGCAGCCCCUGCCGAACCUUCGCCUUCGCCGGCAGCAGCAGCCGAACCACAGGCGGAGACGGAGCCGAAGCAGAUCACGGCGACGUCCACGUCGCUGUCCAUCACGGUGCUGGUGCAGUCUGGCGUUCGCCAGAAUUUCGUGCUGGACCGUGGCUACCUCGAGCGACAUAUCGUCAAGUCCCCGAGCUCGAAGGAGAUGCUCACUGAUCCCAUGGAGAUGACGGUGGCGCAGCUGAAGGAGUGUAUCUGGAAGGAUUGGAUAGAUGAUUGGGACCAACGACCGGCAAGCUCUUUGUUUAUCAGGCUGAUACAAUUCGGGGCGUAUCUGCAGGAUGCAAAUCCCUUGAAAGACUGCCGACUAAGCACCGACUCGUCGAACGUGAUCCACAUGGCGAUAAAACCCGCCGAGGUCGGCGACGACGACGGCACACAGCGGAGCACAAAAGGCGCGUUCGGCGGGCCUGGCAGCGGCGGCGGAACAGGCGUCGCAAGGGGCUGUCGCUGCGUCAUCUUAUGA
Tricharina praecox is the source of this 714-nucleotide messenger RNA. RefSeq lists its product as uncharacterized. The coding region runs from base 1 to 714 and encodes 237 amino acids. NCBI's taxonomy places the organism in Eukaryota, Fungi, Ascomycota, Pezizomycetes, Pezizales, Pyronemataceae. The record is from RefSeq and is a predicted model, not a curated record. The transcript is spliced from 3 exons.